Molecule: messenger RNA, 3926 nt
Organism: Vombatus ursinus (common wombat)
Lineage: Eukaryota; Metazoa; Chordata; Mammalia; Diprotodontia; Vombatidae
Gene: MYBPC3
Product: myosin binding protein C, cardiac
Exons: 35
Coding region: 12-3812 (1266 amino acids)
Molecular function (GO): protein binding
Source: RefSeq, a predicted model, not a curated record
ACCUCCACAGGAUGCCAGAGCUGGGGAAGAAAUCAGUUUCAGCGUUUAGCAAGAAGCCCAAAACGGCCGAGGCAGCGGUGGGCAGCUCUGCCUUAUUUGAAGCCGAGACCGAGCGGGCAGGCCUCAAGCUGCGCUGGCAGAAGGCAGGCAGCGACAUUGCGGCCAGUGACAAGUAUGUGCUGACGUCGGACGGCACCAGGCACACUCUGACCGUGCGGGAGGUGAGGCCUGACGACCAGGGGCAGUAUGCUGUCAUCGCAGGCUCUUCCAAGGUCAAGUUUGAGCUGAAGGUCAAAGAAGCAGAAAAGCCUGAUGUGGUUCCAGCCCCUCCAGAAGUACCUUUGCCCUCUGAGUCUCCUGGCCCUGGUGAUGCUCCCGCUACGGGGGCCAAAGGAUGCCCUCCAAACAGUGAAGCCCCCUCUGAAGCUGUUUCUGGUGACCCCAUUGGCCUCUUUGUGACCCGGCCCCAGGACGGCGAGGUGACUGUGGGGGACAGCAUCACCUUCUCAGCCCAGGUGGCCGGGGCCAGCCUCCUGAAGCCCCCCAUGGUCAAGUGGUUCAAGGGGAAGUGGAUGGACCUGAGCGGCAAAGUGGGGAAGAAUCUGCAGCUACAUGAUAGCUACGAUCGGGCCAGCAAGGUCUACCUCUUUGAGCUGCACAUCUCUGAGGUCCAGGCAGCCCACGCUGGUGGGUAUCGCUGUGAAGUUUCUACCAAGGACAAAUUUGACAGCUGCAACUUUAACCUCACGGUGCAUGAGGCCAUCGGUCCAGCCGACCUUGACCUUCGCUCAGCAUUUCGUCGCCCGAGCCUGCCUGGCAGCGUUCGUCGGACCAGUACAGAUGGUUAUGACGAUGGUGGGAGCCUGGAUUUUUCCUCCUUGCUGAAAAAGAGAGAUAGCUUCCUUCGGACGUCCAGGGACCCAAAGCUGGAGGCCCCAGCAGAGGAGGAUGUGUGGGAGAUCCUCAGGACGGCCCCUCCCUCGGAGUAUGAGCGAAUUGCCUUCCAGCAUGGUGUCACGGACCUCCGGGGCAUGCUAAAACGCCUCAAGGGCAUAAAGAAGGAGGAGAAGAAGAGCAUGGCAUUUGUGAAGAAGCUGGAGCCUGCCUACCAGGUUAACAAAGGGCAGAAGAUCCGGUUGGUAGUUGAAUUGUCUGACCCUGAUGCCGAGGUCAAAUGGCUGAAGAACGGGCAGGAAAUUCAUAUGAGUGGCAGCAAGUACAUCUUUGAGUCUGCUGGCAGCAAGCGCAUGCUGACCAUCAGCCAGUGUUCCCUGGCGGACGAUGCUGCUUACCAGUGCGUGGUGAACGGGGGCAAGUGCAGCACCGAGCUCUUUGUGAAAGAGCCCCCAGUGCUGAUCACGAGGGCCUUGGAGGACCAGAUGGUAACAGUUGGACAGCGGAUAGAAUUUGAGUGUGAAGUGUCCGAGGAGGGAGCACCUGUCAAAUGGUUGAAAGAUGGAGUGGAGCUGACCCGAGAGGAGACCUUCAAAUACCGCUUUAAGAAGGAUGGACGGAAGCACCACCUGAUCAUCAACGAAGCGACCCUGGAGGACAGCGGCCACUAUGCCAUCCGCACCAGUGGCGGCCAGGCCUUAGCAGAGCUCAUAGUGCAGGAGAAGACACUGGAGGUGUAUCAGAACAUCGCGGACCUGACAGUGGGGGCUCGGGACCAGGCCGUGUUCAAGUGCGAGGUGUCCGAUGAGAACGUGAGGGGAGUCUGGCUGAAGAACGGGAGGGAGCUGGUGCCCGACAGCCGCGUAAAGGUGUCCCACAUUGGCCGGGUCCAUAAGCUGACCAUUGAUGAUGUCACACCUGCUGAUGAAGCUGACUACAGUUUUGUGCCUGAAGGCUUUGCCUGUAACCUCUCAGCCAAGCUCCACUUCAUGGAGGUCAAAAUCGACUUUGUGCCCAGGCAAGAACCUCCCAAGAUCCACCUGGACUGCCCUGGACGCACCCCUGAUACAAUAGUGGUCGUGGCUGGGAACAAGCUACGUCUGGAUGUGCCCAUCUCUGGGGAUCCGGCACCGAAUGUCAUCUGGCAAAAGGCUGCACAGGGAAGCAAAGGCCUGGGUGAGACCCCAGACGCUUCCAGUGAUACCAGUGACAGCAACGAGUGGGUGUUUGAGAGGAAGCUGCUGUGUGACACCGAGGGUCGGGUACGCGUGGAGACCCACAAGGACCGUAGCAUCUUCACGGUGGAAGGGGCUGAGAAGGAGGAUGAGGGUGUCUACAUUGUGACAGUGAAGAACCCGGUGGGCGAAGACCAGGUCAACAUCACUGUCAAGGUCAUCGAUGUCCCUGACCCACCCGCGGCCCCAAGGAUUAGCAAUGUAGGAGAAGACUCCUGCAGUGUGCAUUGGCAGCCCCCAGACUAUGACGGCGGACAGCCUAUCCUAGGCUAUAUCUUGGAGAGGAAGAAAAAGAAGAGUUACCGGUGGAUGCGGUUGAAUUUUGACCUCCUCCGGGAGCUGAGCCAUGAGGCCAAGCGCAUGAUCGAGGGGGUGGUGUAUGAGAUGCGCGUCUACGCAGUCAAUGCUAUUGGCAUGUCACGGCCCAGCCCCGCCUCCCAGCCCUUCAUGCCCAUAGGCCCUCCCAGUGAGCCCACCCACCUGGGCAUAGAGGAUGUCUCUGACAGCACUGUCUCCCUCAAAUGGCGGCCCCCAGAGCGCGUUGGGGCUGGAGGGCUGGAUGGUUACAGUGUGGAAUACUGCAGAGAGGGAUCCUCCGAGUGGGUAAGCGCCUUGCAGGGUCUAACGGACUGCACAUCGCUGCUGGUGAAGGAGCUUCCCACGGGGGCCAGGCUGCUCUUCCGAGUACGGGCACACAACCUGGCUGGGCCUGGUGCCCCUGCCACCACCAAGGAGCCCAUCACCGUGCAGGAGAUCUUAGAGCGUCCCAGGCUCCGGCUGCCUCGGCACCUGCGCCAGACCGUGCAGAGAAAAGUGGGCGAACCUGUGAAUAUCCUUAUCCCUUUCCAGGGGAAGCCUCGGCCCCAGGUCACUUGGAGCAAGGAGGGGCAACCACUGGCUGGAAACGACGUUAGCAUUCGCAACAGCCCAACAGACACCAUCCUGUUCAUCCGAGCCGCCCGCAGGGACCACUCAGGCACUUACCAGGUGGCCGUGCAGAUCGAGAACAUGGAGGACAAAGCCAUUUUGGUCCUGCAGAUUGUUGACAAACCAAGCCCCCCCCAAGAGGUGCGAGUCACUGAAACCUGGGGCUUCAAUGUGGCCCUGGAGUGGAAACCCCCCCAGGAUGAUGGCAACACAGAACUCUGGGGAUACAUGGUGCAGAAAGCUGACAAGAAGACCAUGGAAUGGUUCACAGUACUGGAGCACUACAGGCAGACUCACUGUGUGGUAUCCGAGCUCGUCAUGGGUAAUAACUACUACUUCCGGGUCUUCAGCCAAAACAUGGUGGGCGCCAGUGAGAAAGCAGCCACCACGAAGGAGCCAGUCUUCAUCCCCAAAAUAGCAGGUCUCACAUACCAGCCCCCUACAUAUAAGAAACUCGAGUAUUCUGAGGCUCCAAGCUUCACCCAGCCCCUGGUGAACCGCUCAGUUAUUGCAGGCUACAACGCAGUCCUCUGUUGCGCUGUCCGAGGAAGUCCUAAGCCCAAGAUCUCCUGGUUCAAGAAUGGGCUGAAUCUGGGUGAGAAUGCUCGUUUCCGUAUGUUCAGCAAGCAGGGGGUACUGACUCUGGAAAUCCGAAAACCCUGCCCCUUUGAUGCGGGUGCUUAUGUCUGUCGGGCCAUCAACGCCCAGGGGGAAGCACAGUGUGAGUGCCGUCUGGAGGUGCGAGUGCCUCAGUAACCAGGCUGGAGACUCCAGAAAAGCCAGGUGCAAUCAGGACCCUAGCCCUGACCUUGGAGGAAACCAGUCUUUCUGCUGUGGUGUUUGUGUGUGUGUAUAUGUGUGUGCUGGGGG